Messenger RNA from Cygnus olor (mute swan), 2231 nucleotides. RefSeq names its product ubiquitin-conjugating enzyme E2 variant 1. Gene Ontology annotation, cellular component: nucleus. The coding region runs from base 363 to 791 and encodes 142 amino acids. Gene Ontology annotation, biological process: protein K63-linked ubiquitination; DNA damage tolerance. The transcript is spliced from 5 exons. Lineage: Eukaryota; Metazoa; Chordata; Aves; Anseriformes; Anatidae. The record is from RefSeq and is a predicted model, not a curated record.
GUCUGUGCUCCCCGCGCCCGAGGCGCGGGCCGCCCUGUGCACCCACGGGUGGACGCAAAACCCGCGCGGCUCCCGCGCGCCCGCCCGCGCGACGCAGCCUCGCGGUCCCCUUCCGCGCUCCACAAAAACCUCUCCUCCUCCCCUCGGCCCUCAGCGCGCCCGCCCGCGCCGCGCCGCCGCCUUCCCGCGUCGCGCUGCCGCGGGGCAGGGGGCGGGGCUCCGGCGGCAGCGGCGCAAGAUGGCGGCCACCACGGCGGCGGUUCAUAUAUGAACAAAGAGCUGCCUUUAAGCAUCCCGAUAAGGCUCUUCCUAGGAGGCUGCAGACACCCAAGCCGCGACGCCUGCCCGUCCUUCAGGCUGGGAUGGCAGGAGUAAAAGUUCCUCGUAAUUUUCGUCUGUUGGAAGAACUUGAAGAAGGUCAAAAAGGAGUAGGUGAUGGAACAGUUAGCUGGGGCCUUGAAGACGAUGAAGAUAUGACACUCACAAGAUGGACAGGAAUGAUUAUUGGACCUCCAAGAACAAUUUAUGAAAACAGAAUAUACAGCCUUAAAAUAGAAUGUGGGCCUAAGUAUCCAGAAGCACCUCCAUUUGUAAGAUUUGUAACAAAAAUUAAUAUGAAUGGAGUAAAUAGUUCUAAUGGAGUGGUGGACCCCAGAGCCAUAUCAGUCCUAGCAAAAUGGCAGAAUUCUUAUAGUAUCAAAGUUGUUCUGCAAGAGCUUCGGCGUCUAAUGAUGUCUAAAGAAAAUAUGAAACUUCCUCAGCCACCUGAAGGACAAUGUUACAGCAAUUAAUUAAAAAAAAAAAAAUCAUGCCCCCUUUAUUCAAUUUAAGCUGUCUUCAUUUUCCACAGUAGUAAAUUUUCUAGAUGCAUCUUGUAGACCUCAAAAUACUGGAAAGGAAGUUCCCAUUCAAAGGAGGUUUUUCUUGAGAUACUGUAAAUGAUACUAAUUUUUUCAUUUGAAAUAUAAGUUGUGCUAUAACAAAUAAUCCUGUCGUGUAACCACUGUCCACAUAGCUGAACUUCUGGUAUCAGGAAAAGUCUAUUUAAAUUUAUUACUGUCAAGACCAGUGUGGCACAUCUAACUUAACUGUGAAAGCAUACAUCCCACAAUCACCUUGCUGUGUGUCUGGCCUGGGUUGUUUUUUCUUUUUUCUUUUUUUUUUUUUUCUGUCUUUUGCAAUAGAGUCGAAGCUCAGGGCUGUUUAUUAGAGUAGACACAAAGGUUUUUGCUUCCAGUACUACACUGGGCUUUACGGACUACUAACGGGGAUGUGUGCUAACCUCAGUCAUCCCUCCCUUUGUGCUAUCUCUAGUAAAGGCUGAAUGUGACUGUGGUCAUUUUUGUUUUUGUAUUUUUUUAAAUGCCCUGAUGAUCUGGGGCAAGCUUUCUUUCUUCCCUUUUGCCAAGGCAUAGAUUGUAUUUCUCUUCCUGGUCCCCCUCACCAGUAAUGUGGGCAUUGGGUGAGGGAUUCAGGGUUCUUUUAAUCUCUUCCCUCUUCCCCUCUUUUUAGUGGGGGUGCUGCUUUCUUUUUGCCCCUCUUUGUGACUCUUCUCACCCCUGGACAACAGGGGUAAGCGUUGGGGCAAUAACUUGACCUGUUCCCUCCUGCUUAUUGUUCUGGUUUUGCAACAAAUGUAGUCUUCACCAGCCUGGGAAACAAGAGUAUCUAUUCUGCUUGCAAACUGGGAUUUUCCCUGCCCCUCUGGCACUGCUGCCGCACCGCCAAGCUGGCCACGGCUGAUGUUAAUAGACAGGCUUUUGGUGAAAAGAGCAGUCAUUUACCAGGAUUGCCCAAAUCUUCUGCUGCCAAACUUUAACGGGGAAGCUCUGCACGUCCAGACUAAACACACACUCCAACUCGAAUAGUUGUAUUUUGGUGCUUUGGAUUGACCCGAGAAUGUUAAUUAACUAAAACACGGCACUUAUGUUUGGCCCUUUUAAAGAUCUGACAGACAAAUCAAGUCAGUGUAGACUUCAGUAGGAUUCUGUUAAGUCUUGGAGGUGAAAACCCCUCAGUGAAGAUGCUGGGGAAGUGGUGCGUACAGCAGAUUAAGGACCUUUACUGGCUUUGCAUCCUGGCAAAUCACUGCCUUUUCUGUUUUACUGUUUUGGACCACUAACUGCUGAAAUGUGGAUGCAAGCUUACAUACAAACAACCUAGUGUGUCCGAAGUUUUAUGAAAAAAUUUAGUGUUUGUGUAAAAAAAAAAAAAAAGGAAAAAAAGAAAAA